UUGAGCUAAGGGGCUGGAAGAGGCCGCGGCACUCCCGCGAAAAUCGAGGGGGGAUCGAAAAUGGCGAAGCCGGGAGAUGGAGAGAAGGACUGGGAUCAGCACCUGAGAGCGAUAUCUCUUAGCGCGAGGGAUUCAUCUUCCUCAUCUGAUCCUUCUGUGGAUGCUUCUCUCCUUAAAUCCGUUCAAAUCUUGCACAAGACGUGCAAGAAUGAGAAUUCUGGGGACUUGAUGGCUAGGGUUUAUCCCCAAAUCAACAGGCUGUUCCAGCGCUCAUUAGCGUCUCCAAAGUUUCAAUCUUCUGAAAAUGGGCUCCUUUUGUUGGCCAUCCUUCAGUUUUUCCUUGAUUUUGGAGAUAUUGUUCUGCAUGACGCUGAUCCCAGCCUUCAAUCAUUCUUCCGUUUAUGUCUUAGCAGACAGUUUGCAGAUCCUAUAGUUGCAGAGGCAACACUUAGUUUCCUUAUCUUAAAUAAGGAAAAAAUUUUGAGUUCAUUCCCAGGCUUGCUGCCCCAGUUUUUUCCGUUGCUGCUGAAGUUAAUAGCUUGGCAUGGGGAAAAGUUGGAAAAAUCCUUUUUGAUGGUUUUUCCUGCAAUGGUGGCACAGGGGUCGUUUCUUCCACUUUUUCCAUCGCUUGUGGAUCUGCCAAUACUGGUGAUAGCUUUGGAGAAGGUGGAAAAGAGUUCAGGGUCCCUAAUAGGGAGCAGCAUAGCAUCAAUGCAGAAGAGUACGGCACCUGAGAUGCUGCUUGCACUUAUGGAUGAGGCCUACACUGGCUCCAGCAUAGAAGAUAGAGGAGCAGAUUCAGGGGAUGAGAAUGAUAGAUCUGUAGAUGUUGCUGAUUCCCUGUUUCUGGAACUUCUGAAGGAUGAGAAUGAAGGGUUAUCUGAGCGUCACUGGACGUCUACUGGGAUCGCAGCCUCAUUGCAGGCAGCUAUUGGUACCAGACAAUCUGAUAGGCUAAGGCAGUCUCUCCACAUGUCUGUGCGGCUUCUUGAUGUUUAUUUUGCAAUUGCUCUAGAAGAAGUCAAUGACUCUCUAAUAUGUGCUUUGAUUCCGUUGCUGAUGACAAGACACUCAACACUAUUCCCAGACAAGAACUUUAUUGCUGAGGUACGGCGAAGUCUCCUGGAAUUUAUGCUGGCAGCUUUUCAGCGAUCCCCCGGCUUCAUUGCAAUUUUAAAGAAGCCUAUCAUUGACAGACUUGGAGAAGCAUACGACAGCAGUGCUAAGAAUGAACUUGCAUUACAGUUGUGUUGGGCUAUAGGCGAGCAUGGAGGUGGAGGAACAUCUCACAAGGACACUGCUAGAGAGCUUUUUGAGAGCUUAGAAUUGCUUCUAUACGAAAAUAUCUCAUCCAGUCGCCUUGGGUUAGGCAAGGAUCCUACAGCCAGCAUGGAUGAAACAAUCUUUGGGAAGUCAUCACAGGCGAGGCUUCUUUGUUUUGUGAUAACAGCUAUAGCCAAGCUUGCUACCUGCCACCGGGAGUUACUUCCAAGGGCUCGUGUUUGCCUUGCUAAGGUUGCUCGAUCUCGAAGUUCUUUGGACAUGCGUGUCUGGAGACGUGCUCGUGAUUAUUUGGGGUUAAUGAAUGAACCAGCUAUCUGCUUGUCGGUGCUGGGACCUGUUAGUGGUUGUGGCCCGAAACCUGGGACUGUUAAUUGGAGUGAAGGUGGCUCAAAGAUGGUAGCUCAUAUUCCAUUUUAUCUUCUAAAUGAACAAGAAGGCCCACCAUUUCACGAUUUCUCCUUCACAGAUGUGUUUCCCGGCCAGUGAUUGGUAAUCAAGAUGGUCAGACGUUGUCUAUAUAUGUUUCCUCUUCUGGUUUCUUCUACCCAGUCCUCCUUCUCUCUCUCUCUUCCUCUGCUUUUGUUAUUCAUAGCUUGUCGUUAACUAUAUUCACAAGCUAAUAUAUACAAAGUUCUAAAAAAAUUGAGCUGGCUUUCUUGCCA
This is a messenger RNA of Nymphaea colorata (pocket water lily), 1946 nucleotides long. RefSeq lists its product as uncharacterized. NCBI's taxonomy places the organism in Eukaryota, Viridiplantae, Streptophyta, Magnoliopsida, Nymphaeales, Nymphaeaceae. The record is from RefSeq and is a predicted model, not a curated record. The transcript has 16 exons. Gene Ontology annotation, cellular component: AP-5 adaptor complex. Bases 61 to 1770 code for a protein of 569 amino acids.